AUGUCAUCAAAUUCUGAUCGUUAUGCAUUUAUUGGAUUAGGUGCCAUGGGACUUCCAAUGGCAAUAAACCUUCAAACCUAUUUUGCAUCAAAUAAUCUUCCUCCAUUGAUCGUUUACAAUCGUACAUUUGCCAAAACUCAAUCUGUAAAAGAAAUUGGAGCUAUCACUGCUACUAGUUUGAAACAAGUCAUUGAAAAUGCUAAUAUAAUUUUUACUUCACUUUCUAAUGAUGACGCUGUUAAUCAAACUUAUGAUCAAUUAUUGAGUGAAUUAGAUCAUAUUAAUGAUAAUAAUAAGAGAAAAAGAAUAUUUAUUGAAACAAGUACUAUACUUCCAACUACAAUUAGUGCACUCAGAGAAAAAGUUGAGAAGGCAAAUAAUACGUUUUUAUUACAUUGUCCUGUUUGGGGCGCUCCUAGAGCUGCAAAGAGUGCACAGCUGUCAAUUAUCACUUCUGGCAACCAAGACGUAAUUGAUUGUAUAUUACCACUAUUAGUACCUGUGUUAGGAAAGAAAACUUUACCUGCUGGCGAUGAUGUAACGAAGGCAGCAAAAUAUAAGUUAAUGGGAAAUUUAUUCAUUAUCGGUAGUGUUGAAUUAUUAUCAGAAGGAAUUACUUUUGCAGAAAAAUCUGGUCUUGAAAAAGAAAUGGUUAUGGAAUUUAUUUCCUCUGUUUAUUCAUCAAGUAUUCUUACAUACUAUGGAACAAGAAUGAUAGAAGAAAAUUUUGAUAAAGAGGUUGGAUUUACCGUUACUAAUGCCUUAAAAGACGUAGGACAUAUUCGGCAAUUAGCAAAAGACUCGGGUGCGCAGUUACCAAUAGCAGAUUUAAUGAAUGAACAUUUGAACUAUGCAAAAGACAAUGAACCAGGUGCAGAAAAUUAUGAUUGGAGUUGUACGAUUGGCGCUUUAAGAGUUGCUUCUGGAUUACCAUUUAUUAAUAAACAUGUAAAACCAGAAUAA
Messenger RNA from Cetraspora pellucida, 963 nucleotides. The record is from the annotation of a GenBank genome assembly. Lineage: Eukaryota; Fungi; Glomeromycota; Glomeromycetes; Diversisporales; Gigasporaceae.